GAGCAGGUUGUGGAGAAGACAUGACGGGACAGGGACAGCUCCACCCCUUUCCACUCCCAUCCUGUUGGUGGAACGUACUGAAAUCUUCAUAGCUGUUUAUCCAAGAACUUCUCCGCUCUGCACUUGAACCACAUUUACUGCGUCUGAACUAUACCUGGAGUCUGCCUGUGCCACUUCAGCCGAAUAGUCUCCUCUGUCUUCUGUCAGCAGGAAGAGGAGACAGAUUGUGAACAAACCUCACCAUGAACUGGGCAUUCCUCCAGGGCCUCCUCAGUGGAGUGAACAAGUACUCUACAGCUUUUGGUAGAGUGUGGCUCUCCAUUGUUUUCCUCUUCAGAGUCAUGGUGUUUGUUGUGGCAGCGGAGAAGGUGUGGGGAGAUGAACAGAAAGACUUUAAAUGCAACACAGCCCAACCUGGUUGCCACAACGUCUGCUAUGACUACUUCUUCCCAGUGUCCCAUGUUCGGCUGUGGGCCCUGCAGCUCAUCUUCGUCACCUGCCCCUCACUCCUAGUGGUGAUGCAUGUGGCCUACAGGGAGGACCGGGAAAGAAAGCACCAACUCAAGUUUGGCGAGAACUGUGCCCGUCUCUAUCAAAACACAGGCAAAAAGCGUGGAGGUCUUUGGUGGACCUACAUUCUCACACUGGUCUUCAAAAUAGGUGUGGAUGCCGCCUUUGUCUACCUGCUUUACCACAUCUAUGAGGGUUACGAUUUCCCCUCGCUCAUCAAGUGUGAACAGAAGCCCUGUCCCAACAAGGUGGACUGCUUCAUUGCUCGGCCUACUGAGAAAAGGAUCUUCACCAUCUUUAUGGUGGUCACCAGCUUGGUCUGCAUCCUCCUCUCCAUCUUUGAAAUCCUCUACCUGGUUUGCAAACGCUGCCACGAGUUUGCCUCAAUCCCUCACACUCCCAAAAUCACAACUACUCCACUAUCCAGUGGAAGCUACCUGAUAGAAUCAAACACUGUAAAGCUGGCAGGCAAAAACACCUCUGAAAUGAAACAGCUGUCGACAGCUUACUCAAAAGAGCUGAACAAAACUUUUUUCUUAGCAGCUGAACUACAGUCAAGUUAGGUCCUUAAUGCCAGAGAAUUUAAAGUCCUGAUUAAUUAAUUUUAUAUCAUAAAUGUGGAAUGUGCUCUCUGUUGUUGGUAUUGAAUACGACUCUUCUCAGCUGAAGUUUUACAGUCCUUGCAAAAAAAGAAUAAAAAGCUAAUUUAUGUGUUGCAGUUUCUGAAUUGGCCUUGGCAUCAAUAACAUGAGUCAUUCUGUGGUUUGGGGAGUUUUACAAACACAUGUGGUUCUCUGUGUAAGAUUUUCCCUGUGCUCAAGCCCAACCUCAGAGUGGUUAGUUCAGGCUACACUGAGUCUUAUCCCCUUCUCUCUGAUCUUCAGAUUGAACUCUUUGUGAAUUUAUCAAAAUAGUUUGGUUGCUUUCUGGAUGUGUGUAUUAAGAGUGCAAAGAAGUAGAAAGUCACGUUUGUAAAGAAACCAGAUGUGCAUAUUUUACAGUGUUGUGGUGCUGCAUAUUUGUUCAUAUUUUUUUUUUAAUAAAUACUAUUUUUAUCUUUUGAAAA
This is a messenger RNA of Melanotaenia boesemani (Boeseman's rainbowfish), 1576 nucleotides long. It is a transcript of the gene gjb10, whose product is annotated as gap junction protein beta 10. Gene Ontology annotation, cellular component: connexin complex. The record is from RefSeq and is a predicted model, not a curated record. Gene Ontology annotation, biological process: cell communication. Lineage: Eukaryota; Metazoa; Chordata; Actinopteri; Atheriniformes; Melanotaeniidae. The transcript has 2 exons. The coding region runs from base 243 to 1073 and encodes 276 amino acids.